GAUUAACAGAGAGAUAUGAGUUGUUCAGAAAGCACACACUUAACACAACGCACUUUCUUUAUGCGUAAUUGUUUCAGUAGCUAAAAACUACCGCUGUUGUUAACAUCCCCUAGCACAUUAGCAUAAUGUUGCUAGGGAAGUGGAGAGAGCAACGGUGUUAAAACCGCACACGUCUGGUCCUUCCCUUGUCAGUCCGUCAGACUGAGUCCUGCAGAGAGGUGAGCUGCUCCAGACUGGGUCCUGUCACCAUGGCGCGUGUUGAGACAUCCUCCAGUAGGCCGUACCACCUGGUUAUCUUUGGAGCCUCUGGCUUCACGGGCCAGUUUGUGGUGGAAGAGGUGGCUCGGACUGUGUCCGAGGGUCCGAAGGGGAACCUGAAGUGGGCCGUGGCGGGCAGGAGCAAGCAGAAGCUGGAAAAAGUUGUGGAGCAGGCCGCCGGAGUCCUCAGUAAACCGGAGCUGAGGACAGAGGUGGACAUUAUUGUGGCAGAUGUAUCAGAGCCAGACUCCCUGGCUGCCAUGUGCAAACAGGCCGUGAUUGUUCUCAACUGUGUGGGGCCUUACAGAUUCUAUGGCGAGCCAGUGGUCAAAGCCUGUGUGGAGAAUGGAGCCCACCAUAUUGACAUCUGUGGAGAGCCUCAGUUUCUGGAGGGCAUGCAGUUGAACUACAGCAGCCAGGCAGCUGAGAAAGGUGUGUACAUCAUUGGGAGCUGUGGAUUCGACUCCAUACCUGCAGACAUGGGAGUCCUCUACACCAAGGACCAGUUCAAGGGUACAUUGACUGCAGUGGAGAGCUUCCUGACUGUCAAUUCAGGACCUGAUGGCGGCUGUAUCCACGAUGGUACAUGGCAGUCUGCUAUCUAUGGUUUUGCUGAUGGCCAUAAGCUUCAGAGUCUUAGGAGGAAGUUUAAUCACAAACCUCUCCCUACUGUUGGCUCUAAGCUUAAACGCAGGGGAGCAUUGUUCUACAGCAAUGAGAUCCAGCAGUAUACGCUGCCCUUCAUGGGCUCUGAUCCCUCCGUUGUGAAGAGAACUCAGCGCUUCCUGGCAGAAGAAUACCAGGCCACACCAGUUCAGUAUGGAGCGUAUGCAGGAGUAGGAGGCAUUGGCAACAUUAUCAAGCUGAUGUUCGCUGGCAUGAUGUUCUGGUUCUUAGUCAAGUUCAGUUUUGGACGCAACCUGCUCAUCAAGUACCCAGAGUUCUUCUCCUUUGGAUUUUUCUCAAAGGCUGGUCCAACCAGAAAGCAGAUGGAAGCUUCAUCCUUCCAGUUUGCCUUCUAUGGAGAGGGAUACACAGAGGGGCAGGAUCCCUUGCAGGGAAAACCCAAUGCCAAGAUCCGCACACUGGUUCAGGGACCAGAAUGUGGUUACGUGGCCACUCCCAUUGCCAUGGUACAGGCUGCUCUAACAAUCCUGAACGAAUCCACAGCCUUGCCCAAGAAGGGAGGAGUGUACACUCCAGGGGCUGCGUUUGCAAAAACCACGCUGGUCGACCGCCUCAACAAACACGGCUUCCAGUUCUCUGUCAUCUAAAGUUUACCCCCCCUUCCUGAUGCUGUACUCCAGGUUUUUUUGAGCACUUACUAAUAUGCAUAAUAAUAAUAACUGGGAAGUUUCCAACUUUAGAAAAGAGCUAUUUAAUUGACUUGAGAUGGAGUACACUUUCAGAUUAAGUUCCAACGCCAUUUUUGAUGGUACUUUCCGCAUUUAUCCUUUUCAUUUAGUCAGAAACCUGCCAGUCUCCUCUUUGGCUUGAAUGUAGCAUUAAUGCUCUGCUUGUAAGACAAAUAGCACAACUGUGGCAGUGUUUCCUUGCCAAGGACAGUAAAAGAACAGCUGCGUGUAAAUGGGUUUGGGCACAGCCCUCCAAUGACACGAGUUAAAAAUCCCCCUUAAAUAACACGUUUUUAAAGAGCCAUGGUAUAGCAAGCAGUUAACUUAAUAUUAUUAAACAUAAUGAUCACAGAUAAUAUUUACAGUGGCAGAGUAGACGAUUGAUAAAGUAGGUUGAAACCAGUGCUACAGAAGUAGUGAAAAAACGACUGACAAUUGUCAUCGUGUAAGAAAAGCAAACCUCUACAAUCUUUAUAAGUGUUGUCCUUGUAACAUAACAAGGACAUUACUCCCUAAGUAGCACUAACAUUGUAGUUGUACAUGUGUCGUUCUGGUUCAGUGCAGUGCAGCUGUUGAUAGAGAAUUAGAAAUCUGCUGUGUGUGCACGUACAUGCUUGUCUUUCCUGGCCUGGCCUGUUAGUUAAAAAUCCUGAUUGCUUGGUUUUUGACAGGUAAUAGUUGGGCUAUCACUAAAUCAUCCUAGUUUCGUAAAUGUUUUUUUUUGUAGCUGAAUGUUGCAACGGUCCACCUAUCCAAAUGUUUGCUUUUGAGCCUUGUCAGAAAAUGCAUCCAGGUGUUUGUGCACAAAACAGCAUGAAGUGCUCCAUGAAACUGAGCAGACCCUCUCUGCUGUUUAGUUAACAAGUGUGUUCAAAGUUUUUGUUGCUUAUAUGGACUGGAAUAAUUUCACCCACAAAGUGAUGAGUUGGAUCUCAGUCCAGACUUGUUUUUUCAUGUUUUUGAGAGUUUGAGCAUUAUGUGCAUGGGACAGGCUGUUUUGGGGUUUUGUUUUGGUGUGCUUUGCUUUGUAAAGGUCUCAUAAAUAAAGCCAAAUAAAGUCCUGCUAAUA
This is a messenger RNA of Toxotes jaculatrix (banded archerfish), 2682 nucleotides long. Its product is annotated as saccharopine dehydrogenase-like oxidoreductase. The record is from RefSeq and is a predicted model, not a curated record. Gene Ontology annotation, cellular component: lipid droplet; plasma membrane; mitochondrion. The transcript is spliced from 12 exons. Lineage: Eukaryota; Metazoa; Chordata; Actinopteri; Toxotidae. Gene Ontology annotation, biological process: glycolipid biosynthetic process. The coding region runs from base 249 to 1532 and encodes 427 amino acids.